AUGAAGCCACAGCCAGUAUUUAAUAAUAAUAUAUCUUUAACUAUGAUUUCAAAUUACAUCACUUUGUGUUUGAUGCUAGGAUGUGUCAAGGAUCUUCUUGAUCUUUAUAAUUUUUCAGAUAUUCAAAAUUCAAUAUCAGCUAAAUCCAGCUAUAUGAGGAAUAAAUAUAGUAUGCCUGAUUUCAAUAAUGGUGAUUCUUGUGAUGUAAGAUUUGAAUCAAUAGCAAAAAAACUAGAGCCUGAUUUAGAGUCACCAUGUGAUUUGCUUGAUAAGAAUGAUGAUGUUGUUGUUGAAGACUAUGAAGUGGACGAAGAUGGACUAAUUUUUGAAGAAGAUGAUGAAUAUGAUGGCGAGGGUGUAAUAAAUGAUCAAAUUGAAAAAAUUCGUAAUGAAAGAUUAGAUGAUGGUGAUGGUGAAAUAGAACAAUUUGAUGUUGAUAAUGAUGACAAUAAUAUUUAUAACAAUGAAAAUGAAGAAGACAACAAUGAUGGUGGUGAUAGUAUGACUGUUGAUUAUUAG
This is a messenger RNA of Entrophospora candida, 519 nucleotides long. The record is from the annotation of a GenBank genome assembly. NCBI's taxonomy places the organism in Eukaryota, Fungi, Glomeromycota, Glomeromycetes, Entrophosporales, Entrophosporaceae.